Messenger RNA from Corythoichthys intestinalis (scribbled pipefish), 2565 nucleotides. RefSeq names its product LSM12 homolog b (gene lsm12b). The record is from RefSeq and is a predicted model, not a curated record. The transcript is spliced from 5 exons. NCBI's taxonomy places the organism in Eukaryota, Metazoa, Chordata, Actinopteri, Syngnathiformes, Syngnathidae. Bases 44 to 631 code for a protein of 195 amino acids.
UAGCGCUACGUAAGGCACGCGCUCCGGUUUGCUGGCGGAGAAGAUGGCGGCUGAAGUGGGGGAGUAUAUCAGCGUCGGGAGCCAUGUCUCUUGCCUCACCUGCCUGGGACAGCGGCUGCAAGGGGAGGUGGUGGCGUUCGACUACCAGUCCAAGAUGUUGACUUUGAAAUGUGCUUCCUCCAGCGGCAAGCCUAACCUCAGCGACAUCAUCCUGAUCAAUUUAAACUGCGUUUCCGAAGUGGACAUCAUUACUGACCGUACCGAGACUCCGCCCCCUCUAGCAUCGCUGAAUGUCAGCAAGCUUGCCAACCGAGCAAAGACAGAAAAGGAGGACAAGUUGUCCCAAGCCUAUGCAAUCAGCGCUGGGGUGUCUGUGGAAGGCCAACAGCUUUUCCAGACGAUUCACAAAACCAUCAAAGAGUGUAAAUGGCAGGAGAAGAACAUUAUCGUGAUGGACGACGUCGUCAUCUCGCCGCCUUACCAGGUGGAUAACUGCAAAGGCAAAGAGGGAAGCGCUUUAAGUCAUGUACGCAAAAUAGUGGAGAAACAUUUUAGAGACGUGGAAAGUCAGAAGUCCAUGCAACGUUCACAAGCACAGAAAACACAGAAGGACUCCACUUUAUCUUCUUGAGGGGCUGCCACAGGGAAGCCGGGCGGAGGGGGAGGUGUGUGUGUGGGGGGGCCUAAAGGUGGGGGCGGGCAUCGCCGUCCCCGCUCCCACCGCCGCUGCCGCCAUAGCGAGUCGGCAUUCCUUGUCCUCAGCGCGGGUAUCUGCUACAAGGCGGAGUGCUGAGGUUCCUUCUUGGAUCGUGAAGACGAUAAAAAGAAAAAAAUUACCAUUUAAUGAAAAAGAGAAAAAGAAAGGAAAGAUAAAAUCUUAAAUUAGACUUUAUAAAGAAUAAUUUAAUCAUGAACCAUAAAGCCGCCAUAGUUUCCUUAACUAACUUGAGCCCUGCCUCCUGUUUCCUUCCCGUCGACCUUCCUUCCCGUCGACCUUCCUUCUCUGUCUUCAGUUCCAUUUCAAAAAAGACAAACUAGCGCAGUCAGAAAGGAUUGUUAGCUUAUUUUCUGUCAUCUUUUUUGUUUUGUUUUUGCUUUGUUUUGUUUCUUUCGGCCGUUUCCCAUGUUCUACUGUCUGUAUUUUCUGUAUUUUAAAACAAAAUGUGACUUGAAAUGCCACACUUUAAAGGACAUUUUCUAAAAUAAACAUAACAAAAAUUCUGACUGUAAAUUUCAGCCGUUAUUUGAAAAGCCAACCAUUUAUCGGUCUUUUAAAGAGCCUGUCUGUUUUUGACAUUGCAACUUGAGACUGAAUUAGACCACAUUGGAGUAAUACAAGUUGGAACCAAAAUAUUGGGUUCUACAUACCAUGUUAAUAUUUCUUCCUUUAGGAGUAAGAAAUAAGGUUGUCAAAAGUAUUGAAGGAUUGAUACUGAAAAGUUGUAUCUGGAUACGAUUUUUGAUUGCAAAAGUAUCGAUACUUUUUUGGCGAGACCGUAGGCCACAAGUAAUUUGUUGUCAUCGGCAAAAUUUGAAUUUUGUACUACUCUUGAUAGUAAUUGAUGAUAUUUUGGCAUUUUCCUUGUUAACUCAUGGGCUGCCAUUGACAGAUGUCCAAUCCAUUAUGACCAGUCAAAACUUCUAUCGCCGUCAAUGGCAGUGACAGAUGAGCAUUCACAGCCAGGAUGUGACCCAAAAUGAAUAGGAAGUGGUCUGGAAUUGAAGUUAAAACAACAGGAAGUGACCUAGGAAUGCCCUAAAAUCAAUAGGAAAUGACCUGCAGGAUAUUUCAAUGUAUUGUUUUAUCAACUUAUUGGCUGUGAUUGACGGCAGAAUGUUGAUUCACUAUCCCUCCCACUUCAAAUGGUUUGGACGUCUACUAGACUAAUUUCUAGCCACAGCAGACGGAUGAUUGGAUGUCACACAACUGGAGUCAGUCAUUGUCACUGGCACAAAAGACCAUUAAAAAAAUUAAUUUUAUGUGGUACAGUGGUACUUCUAUUUACGAAAUUGGUUCUUGUAGUUUCGUAAACUGAACAUUCCAUAAGUAGACUAAUUUUCCAUGUAUUGGGGGUUUGGAACAGAUUAUGGCAUAUACAUAAUUUUAUAAAGCAUACGCGUCAACACAUGGAACAAAUUCAUGUAAAAAUUAGAUUACUGCACAAUAAACAUAAAAUGAGAAUUGUGCAUAAUGCAAAACACAAAGAAUAUAAUACAUACAGUAGGGGCCCCUAUUAGCCAAUUGGAUGCCAGAAAGAUGCUAGGCAAUACCCAUAGGCAGAGCAGCUAUAAGUAUGUUACGUUCACUAAACUCUGGGAACUGCAAGUAGCAGCCACUUUAUUUUUCCCUUUCAUAUCCGUAAAUUUUUCAUAACAAGAGGCAAUAUUUUCCAGUUGAGGCGUGACGUAACCUGAAAAUUCCUUAUGUAGAGACCAAUGGCGUAGGUUUGGUGUCAACAUUGGUAGGGACGAUAUAACAGCAUCACUUGCAUGUACACUUUUUGCUGGGGACGGGACAUCAAUAAGACCAAACAGAUUGGGUGAAUGGGGCUCAGUGCUACAUUU